AUGGCUCUGAAAGCGAGAUUCCUCCCUUGCCUUCGUAUAAAACAGAGAAAGUUCUCUUCGCGUCCUUCCCGGGAACAAAAUCAGAUAGACGACACAAUCGCCGCCAUUCGCCUACGAACACGACAUCAUGAUCCUUACGAAGAAUGGGAGAAAGAUAUGAAGAAAGAUUCGUUGCGUGCUGCCCGCAAGAAUUACAAUGAUUCAGAAGCUCAAUUCAUCCGUUAUCAGAAUCAGCGUCGGAUAGAGGACUCAAAACGACUUGCCGCCGCAUUCAAACAAGACGAAAUGCAACUCAUACAAAAGUUGGAUGGUUUACGUCUCCAGCAACAAGCGCGAGAAAAGACUCUUCAAGAGAAAUUGGCUGAACGUAAUGAGAUUCUAUGGAAAAGGAUUGAGGCGUCGAUCAAGCUUGAACAAGAUAAAGAGCAAGUGAAAUUGGAUGAGCAGCGGCGGGUCAGAGAGGAGGCGGAGAAAAGGCGGAGAGAAGAGGAAGAAAAUGCAAGACGAGAAGAGCAACGAAGGAGAGAUGCAGAGGAGCAGAAGAGACGGGAAGAGGAGGGGGAAAAACGGAAGAAGGAAGAAGAGGAGCGAAGGUUGCGGGAGGAGAAAGAAGCUGCGAUACAAGAGGCUAAGGAGCGCGAAGAGAGACUGAAAUCGGAGGAGGAGAACAGGAAAGCUGCGGGUAUGACCACAUCCGAAGAGGACUGGAAAGAAGCGCGCAAGAACCUUCAGGUUGUCAAAACACAAGGAACACGGCUUGUCAAAGCAACUCCAACCUUGAAACCCACUUGGAGUAGUGCAAGACGCGCUAUAACUGCCAAGAUCGGGCAGUUGACGAAUGAUGCUGAAACUAUCAACCGGGUGUCCUCUCAACUCGUUGAAAUCCUGCUACCAGUAAAUAGACCACUCCCUCCUCCAGUAUAUACCGCCCUCCUCUCUGCGCUGGCAAAAGCCCUUGUCCUGCAAGCCGAAACCGAAAUCACCGCAGAAAAGCGCUCCGCCAUCCCUCUCGCUGAAGUUACAUUCAACUGUCUCGAACGGCUCGAAGGAUUUUCCGAAGUCCUUUUCGCUAAAAUUACACAACGAAUUGGACCUUGGGCUUUACCCUGUCCUAUUCCUGAGAAGGAUUUCGACGAUCGGCCGUGGAAGGAUAAUCAAGAGGUGAGGCGAAUCCAAGGGUUUCGCUCGGGCGAGGACGGUGUAAUAGAAACGCAGUCGCAGUACACCGAUCGGGUGAAGGGUGUGAUGCGGUUGUAUUUUUCAGUGCUGAAGAUUACACCGAAGAAAGCACCAUUGAAGAAGAUGUUCCAACUACCGAGGUAUUGGACGUGGAUGGCUCGACUGCUUGGGUCGAAAACGUUGUUGGCAACGGCAGUGGGUGCUGAAGUUCUUUUCGUUGCCCUCGAAGUACUAGGAGCGGAUGCCUUACAAAUAUGGGGAUACCAAUUCGUGAAGAUGCUUCGUGUGAUAUAUGAUGCAUCUACCGAUGGUUUGGGUGGUGGUAAAGUCCUUGGUGGGACCACUCCUGACGGUAUUGCUGCUCGAGCUCGGGUCAAGUUAGAGGUCGAAAGUAUCAUGAAAGGGGGACAAUAA
Lentinula edodes (shiitake mushroom) is the source of this 1593-nucleotide messenger RNA. Its product is annotated as GLE1-like protein-domain-containing protein. The transcript has 6 exons. Gene Ontology annotation, cellular component: cytoplasm; nuclear pore cytoplasmic filaments; nuclear pore. The record is from RefSeq and is a predicted model, not a curated record. Lineage: Eukaryota; Fungi; Basidiomycota; Agaricomycetes; Agaricales; Omphalotaceae. The coding region runs from base 1 to 1593 and encodes 530 amino acids. Gene Ontology annotation, molecular function: phospholipid binding; inositol hexakisphosphate binding; translation initiation factor binding. Gene Ontology annotation, biological process: poly(A)+ mRNA export from nucleus; regulation of translational initiation; regulation of translational termination.